AUGGAUUCUGGUCGAGGUAGAGGUCGAGGGCGUGGAAGUGGAUCCACGGAAAACUCGGGAGAGCGAAAGCAAAAUUUUCUCGGGACUAUUCAAAAUGAUUUGUUUACCCGUGAGCCAGGAGCUGCUAAACGUGGAACCGCAGGGCGUCCUCAACCAUGUUAUAGCAACAUGAUUCCUUUGGAAAUGGUUGUUGACAACUACGCGAUCUACCAGUACCAUAUCGAAUUUCAACCGUCUGUUGAUUCAAAGUUUAUGCGGCAACAAAUGCUCCAGGAUUCAAAGAUUGUAGCUGAAAUUGGUGCAUAUGGUGUUUUCGAUGGAAUGAUCCUCUAUUUAAAAGAAGAAUGGGAAAAUCAGCAAAUUAUCGAAGUUGCUCAUCCAAAAACCAAGCUUCCGCAUGCCGUGAAAUUCAAAUUCACAUCUCGAUAUCAUUUGAAUGAUGCUCAAACGAUUAAUACGUUUAAUGUUAUAAUUAGAAGAUGUUUUGACGAUUUGGGACUUAAACAACUUGGCCGUCAUUAUUUUGAGCCUAACGGGAGCCUUGUUAAUGAAUACAAAAUGAGAAUUUUGCCUGGAUAUGAAACGUCUAUCAGGAUGUAUGAAGAUCAAUUGAUGCUUGCUGUAGAAAACCGUUUUAAAAUGGUUCGGAUGGAAAGCAUGUGGGAAAUGAUUCAAAAAGAAUACGACCAAUGCAGAAAGUCCAUCCAACGUACACAGGACAAGAUAGAUGAACUCUACGGAGGAACGACAAUUAUGACUGUCUAUAACAACAAACUUCAUCGUUUCACUCGCUUGGAUUAUAGGCUUUCGCCUCUUACAUAUUUUGAAAAGGAUGGCGAAAAAAUAACCCUCAAACAAUAUUUUGAAGACCAAUAUCGUGUUACUAUUAAGUACGACAAUCAACCAAUUAUUAUCUCGGAAGGAAAACCGAAACAGCCCGGUGAGCCACCUCAAGUCAACUAUUUAAUUCCUGAGUUGUGUUUUCCAACCGGGCUCACUGACGAAAUGAGGAAGGAUUAUAAAAUGAUGAGAGAAAUUGCGCGCUACACUCGUCUUAAUCCACAACAGCGGUAUAGGACCACAAUGGAACUAUUAAAAAUGUUCCAUAAAAAGAACUCAGUUGCGGAUUAUUUGAAUUAUUGGAACAUUCGCAUGGCCGACGAUCUUGUUCAAGUACCAACACGAGUCCUCGACGGGGAGAAGUUGAUCGGUGGACGCGACCAUGCUUACAGUGGCCGUAACGCCGAGUGGGCUCGUGGAACCAAAGAAAGCGGAAUUUAUCGCGGAAAGAACUUGUCAAAUUGGAUUAUAGUUGGACCCGAAAAUCGAUCAGAAUUGAUUACGAAGUUCAUUGUCGAAAUCAAACGAUUAGGACGGGACAUUGGAGUCCAAAUUGCAACCCCACAAGGUGUUCCGCUCGAAGAUAUUUCUCCUGUCGGUUAUCUUUCUGCAUUGAGAGCUGUCGUUCACGCAAAUACUGAAGAGGUCCAGAUGGCGGUUGUCAUUCUUAACGAUGACAAUAAAACUAGAUACGAUGGUGUCAAAAAGCUUUUAUGUACCGAGCUUCCGAUUCCUUCACAGUGCGUCAACGUUCGUACAUUAGCUGGAAAGGCAGCAGAUGGGGGAGAGAAUCGUAACUUCUCAUCAAUCGUUCUCAAAAUUCUGCUACAAAUGACAUGCAAACUCGGCGGUGCGCUUUGGAGAAUCAGAAUUCCUAUGCUCGAUACGAUGUUGGUUGGAUAUGAUCUUUACCAUGAUUCAACAAUGAAGGGAAAAACUGUUGGGGCAUGCGUCUCUACUGUUGAUACUGAGUUUACUGAAUUUUAUUCGCAAACAAAACCGCAUGAAAAUCCAACUCAGCUCGGUACCAAUCUGACACAUUUUAUUAGAAAAGCGUUGAGCAAGUACUACAGCAAAAAUAACAAACUUCCUACUCGCCUUAUUUUAUAUCGUGAUGGCGCUGGAGAUGGUCAAAUUCCAUAUAUCAAAAACACGGAAGUCAAGCUUGUAACCGAAGCUUGUGGUUCGGUUUGUCAACAAGAAGCGAAGCGGCGCGGCGGAGAACCAAUAGCCAUAAAAGUUGCAUUUAUAAUUGUCACAAAGAGAAUCAAUAUGAGAAUUAUGAGAUCUGGAGCUACUAUCGUAAACCCAGAGCCUGGAACAAUCGUAGAUUCCGUCGUUACAAGGCCUGAAAGACUCGACUUCUACAUGGUUCCACAAUUUGUCAACCAAGGAACAGUUACGCCAGUAUCGUAUAAUAUUCUUUUCGACAAUACAGGAUUGACGCCUGAUCAGCAUCACAAGCUCGCUUUCAAACUUUGCCAUUUAUAUUAUAACUGGCAGGGCACAGUUCGUGUUCCAGCAUUAUGUCAAUACGCUCAUAAAAUGGCCUUCUUGGUUGCCCAAACUCUUCAAACUGAAGCCCAAGAGACAUUGAGAAAUAAACUGUACUUCUUGUAA
This is a messenger RNA of Caenorhabditis bovis, 2460 nucleotides long. The record is from the annotation of a GenBank genome assembly. NCBI's taxonomy places the organism in Eukaryota, Metazoa, Nematoda, Chromadorea, Rhabditida, Rhabditidae.